CCCAAGCUUUUCGUUCCAAGCUUCAUCACCUGUCGAGCAUCGUCCAAAACAGCCAUUGUCAAGAGUCAAGACGGCAUCAUCUUUCCACGACAUUAUUUCUUCUUAACAGUACAAGUACCUAUUGAAUUAUGCCUCGCCCAACAUCCCGUACGCUUUUCGUAGUCGUCCCUGGUGCCUCUCAAAGUCCUUCCCACUAUGGCUAUCUCCUCCAUCUCCUCCAAAGCAAGGGCUAUCCGACAUUGUCUGCCCUACUCCCUUCGACCGGUGUGGCCAAAGACAAGGAACCUGGGGCUGUGCCGGGGGCUCACCCUUGGCUCAGGUUAGAGCAGCAACAUCUUAUGGGGGCUCGCGGCAACUCACGUUUGUUGACAACAAUGGUAAUUCAUCAGGGCAACUUUCGGGUGAUGCAUAUGUCUGUUGCUACUUGGUAUGCGCGCCCUUAAUGUAUGCUUGUUUCUAUUUGAUCUUUUAUGUCCCACCAGGGUUUUAUUCCGGCUGUAAUGCCAUAGUAUAUCAUUGCGCUGCAGGCCAACACGCAAGAAAAGGCUAACAUGUGAUCAUCGUCAUUCAGCGCUGACGUGACUGAACUGUGAACUGGAAUUUGAGCCCGC
Molecule: messenger RNA, 611 nt
Organism: Annulohypoxylon truncatum
Lineage: Eukaryota; Fungi; Ascomycota; Sordariomycetes; Xylariales; Hypoxylaceae
Exons: 1
Coding region: 129-443 (104 amino acids)
Source: RefSeq, a predicted model, not a curated record